This is a messenger RNA of Condylura cristata (star-nosed mole), 3288 nucleotides long. It is a transcript of the gene SSBP2, whose product is annotated as single-stranded DNA binding protein 2. NCBI's taxonomy places the organism in Eukaryota, Metazoa, Chordata, Mammalia, Eulipotyphla, Talpidae. The transcript is spliced from 17 exons. The coding region runs from base 212 to 1321 and encodes 369 amino acids. The record is from RefSeq and is a predicted model, not a curated record. Gene Ontology annotation, cellular component: nucleus. Gene Ontology annotation, molecular function: single-stranded DNA binding; protein binding. Gene Ontology annotation, biological process: positive regulation of transcription by RNA polymerase II.
GGCUGUAGCCGCCGCCGCGCGCUUCGGAAGGCCGGAGGGAGGGGAGGCCUGUCAGUCUCGCGCGUUGCCUGGGCGAAGGGGGCGGAGCCUUGGCGUGGGGCGGCCAAUAGUGGGGGUGGCUGCGUGGGUCGCCAUGGGGACGGGGCUGUUCCCGGGGAGGCUGUGAUGGGUUGACAGGUGCGUGACAGUGGGAGCUGCUCUCGGCACAAGCAUGUACGGCAAAGGCAAGAGUAACAGCAGCGCCGUCCCGUCCGACAGCCAGGCCCGGGAGAAGUUAGCACUCUACGUAUAUGAAUACCUGCUCCAUGUAGGAGCUCAGAAAUCGGCCCAAACAUUUUUAUCAGAGAUAAGAUGGGAAAAAAACAUCACAUUGGGGGAGCCACCAGGAUUCUUACAUUCUUGGUGGUGUGUGUUUUGGGAUCUCUACUGUGCAGCUCCAGAAAGACGGGAAACAUGUGAACAUUCAAGUGAAGCAAAAGCCUUCCACGACUAUAGUGCUGCAGCAGCGCCCAGCCCAGUGCUAGGAAACAUUCCCCCAGGAGAUGGCAUGCCAGUAGGUCCUGUGCCACCAGGGUUCUUUCAGCCUUUUAUGUCACCUCGGUACCCUGGAGGUCCACGGCCCCCACUGAGGAUACCUAACCAGGCACUUGGAGGAGUCCCAGGAAGUCAGCCAUUACUCCCCAGUGGAAUGGACCCAACUCGACAACAAGGACAUCCAAAUAUGGGUGGGCCAAUGCAGAGAAUGACUCCUCCAAGAGGAAUGGUUCCCUUAGGACCACAGUCUGACCCUUGGUUAUCAUUACAGAACUAUGGAGGUGCAAUGAGACCCCCACUGAAUGCUUUAGGUGGCCCUGGGAUGCCUGGAAUGAACAUGGGUCCAGGUGGUGGUAGACCUUGGCCAAACCCUACAAACGCCAAUUCAAUACCAUAUUCCUCAGCAUCUCCUGGGAAUUAUGUAGGUCCUCCAGGAGGUGGAGGGCCACCAGGAACACCCAUCAUGCCUAGUCCAGCAGAUUCAACCAACUCUGGAGACAACAUGUAUACUUUAAUGAAUGCAGUACCUCCUGGACCUAACAGGCCUAAUUUUCCAAUGGGCCCUGGGUCAGACGGUCCUAUGGGUGGAUUAGGAGGCAUGGAGUCACAUCACAUGAAUGGCUCUUUAGGCUCAGGAGAUAUGGACAGUAUUUCCAAGAAUUCUCCUAAUAAUAUGAGCCUGAGUAAUCAACCGGGCACUCCAAGGGAUGAUGGCGAAAUGGGGGGAAAUUUCUUAAAUCCUUUUCAGAGUGAGAGUUACUCCCCAAGCAUGACGAUGAGUGUGUGAUCCAUUACCAAGUCUUCUCAUGAAAACCACAGUGAGUCAGCCCUUCACAGAACUACUACGGAAGAAAAUUAUUCAUCACAGUGUACAGUUAAACAAAGGAAUCAGUCACACCAAACCAACCUUUUUAUUUCCUGCUCUCUCCCCUAUUUUGUGAAGAAAGCGGGUCCAAACAUGAUUCAAACAACUGUACGGAACGGCAUACUAGAAUUGCCCUAAACCGAACUGCAAAUAAUUAUCUGUGUAUGUAUAUGUGUGGGAAAGAGAAUGUAUGGUAUAUGUGUAUGUUAUACAGACAUAUACACAUACAUACAUUGACCCACAGGACAUUGUAAAAUAUUAUCACAUGACAUCUUAAGUAGAAAUAAGUAGGGACUUUUAUUCCAUCCUUUUUUUCACGUUUACAUUUUAAUUAUUAAAAGUUGCUCCGCCCCUCCCUGAACUAUUUUGUGCUGUGUAUAUCACUGCUUUAUAUAAGUUAUUUUUUAAGGUGAACUCAGAUGUUAUGGUUUUGUAAAUGUCUGCAAUCAUGGAUAGGAAUAAAAUCGCUUAUUUGAGAGCUUUCAUUAAAUUGCGUCUGAUGCAAGUUAUCCUGUGAAUCACAAAGUGUACUGUCUAAAAAAAAAAGUGUCUUCAUUUUUAUGUCAAAUCAGUUCAGGUACCUUCAGUGAAAAGUAUUUUUGUACUUUUUAUUUUGGAAAAAUACUUCAACAAAAGCUUACCUGAAGCCUAAUGCAGUAUAUUUCUGCAAUAACUGCUAUCGAUAGUUUUGUCUUAGAUAAUAUAGAAAAUCAACCCCCAUUGCUUAGACCACAGCAAUAAACAGGAGUUGUCACUUUAGCAACAUAUUUUCUCUUUAACAUGAUAAAGCCCAGAAGUGAUUAACAGAACCAUUUGCUUGAAACUUGUCACUUUUCACCAAUGCCAGGGCUUACAAUUUUAAGAACAUACUAAUGUGAAAUGGUAUCUGAUUUUUUAUUCAAACAUCCUGUGAACAUUUGAAAAGAGAAUCCAUUUAAAUGAUUGAGACUUCAUCACCAGGAGUAAAGGCUCUGCACCAUCCCUGGGGAGCUCUGGGCAGUUUUUAUCCAGUUGUCUUGCUGAAUACCUACAUGAUAGGCAUGCAGCCUGGGGACAGUCCCCAGCCCUCUGGGCUCACCUUGCCACUGGCAGCAGAGUACUUUGUCCCAGGAUCUAGAGUUUUUAUGUAGAGGAGGUAAUACGAGUAACCUAGUUUCAUGUGGCCAUUGAGUUCAAAGGCUAAAUCUACAGUGUGCCAUUGUUCAGAGUUAAUGUUUGAAAAAAGCACUUCCCUCAGAAAGGCACCUUUCUCUGUGGAACUUUCCAGAUCCUUGUGGUUUUUGUGUGUAAUAAUAUAAACAAACAUUGAAAUCAUACGAAGACUUAAUUUUAGAUUCUGAGAGAGUAGCUGGAGAUCUUUUCUGUUAAAAUUGUGGUACAAGUAACCAUUGAUGUAAACAAUUUAUACAAACUCCAGAGGCUGUGAAAGUAUUGUUUAAUCUCAGGUAAGAGAUUUGGCUUAUGAUCUCUACAGUGAAAAUUUAGAGUAUGCUUGCCAAAAUAUACUAUAUUUUCAUGGUUCCAGAUAGUCAUUUCUUUCAAGUCCAUAAUGAUUUAUUCCUUCUGAAAGUAAAGCUUUUGGCUGUGUAUAUGACAGCUGUGCCUGGCAGAAUGUUGAAGAGGAAAGCUGAAAUAAAUUUAUGUUCUAGAGUUAAGCUCUAAUCAAAUGAGUGACCAUUAAUCACACAGUGUGCAGAGGCCCAGGGCUUUUAUACACGGUGGAGAACAGCUGCAAAUUUUGAGCUGCAGGAACCUCUCCUGAAAAAUUCAAGCUAAAAUAUCAUCAGCUCAAUCCCAGGCAGCCUGAAGAUGGCACUGUACACAUGUGACUCUACCAAGAAUUAAUUUUAACUUUCACUUUUUAAUGACAAUUGUGCAUUGACAGUCGU